Molecule: messenger RNA, 4871 nt
Organism: Myotis davidii
Lineage: Eukaryota; Metazoa; Chordata; Mammalia; Chiroptera; Vespertilionidae
Gene: RIPOR3
Product: family with sequence similarity 65 member C
Exons: 22
Coding region: 601-3441 (946 amino acids)
Source: RefSeq, a predicted model, not a curated record
UCUGUUUGUGAUUAGCACGCAGCCCCGCAGAAUGGAGUAAACAGAAACUUCUAGGCGUCCCCACACCCUGCUCCGAGACACAGCAGAAGUCAGAUGCUCCAGGAUUAAUCGUGGAGAGCUCAGGACACGACCACAAACGCCGUGUGGACUUGCAACUUGCUGCCUUUUCCCAGUCCCCUUGCCAAGAUGGGAGUGGGGGGGUGGGACGCGAAGGGGUGGGGGCCCCGCCUGCCGGGGGCCACAUGGAAACCUCCCAGGCAGAGCUCCGAGUGACACUGACGGGCAAAUCGGCGGCGUCCAGAGCAGCAGGCAGCAUCCGGGGGCACGGGCCGCUGGGGGCGCCCCAGGCAGGCUUCCUGGAACCCCGGCUCCACAGCUGCCUGCACCCUGACACAGGCCAGAUAAGAGCCGGCUGCGCUAUCAGGGCCGGCAGCGCACAGUCGCAAAGACCACGGGGACAGCGGGCUCCUGCGAGGCGGCGCGAGUCCCGGGUGGGGUCCUGCCCUGAAUGGGAACCCACUGCUACAGCGACCAACCAGGCUGCUCCCAGGAGGAUGGUGACAGGCUCCUGAAGGUCCGGACCCGCUGCUGGUGACAGCCAUGUCGGUGAGGGUGCGGUUCCUGUCCCCUGGGGACGCGGCGGCCGUGGGGGUCGUGGGCCGGAGCGCCUCCUUCGCGGGCUUCAGCAGCGCACAGAGCCGCAGGAUCGCAAAGUCCAUCCAAAGGAACUCGGUGAGGUCUCGCCUACCUGCCAAACCCUCCAAGAUGUACGGCACGCUGCGGAAGGGGUCUGUUUGCCCGGACGCCAAGACACAGCAAGUGAGGAAGAUCUUCGAAGCGCUGAGGAGAGGCCUCAAAGAGCACCUGUGCGUCCAGCAGGCCGAGCUGGAUUACCUGUCAGGGCGCCACAAGGACACCCACAGGAAUUCCCGGCUGGCUUUCUAUUACGACCUUGACAAGCAAACGCGCUCUGUGGAGAGGCACAUUCGGAAGAUGGAAUUCCACAUCAGCAAGGUGGAUGAGCUCUACGAGGGCUACUGCAUCCAGUGCCGCCUGCGAGACGGCGCCUCCAACAUGCAGCAGGCCUUCUCCAGGUGCCCCCCCAGCCGCGCCUCCCGAGAGAGCCUGCAGGAGCUGGGCCGGAGCCUGCAGGAGUGCACCGAGGACAUGUGGCUCAUAGAGGGGGCCCUGGAAGUCCACUUGGGCGAGUUCCACGUCAGGAUGAAAGGCUUGGUGGGCUACGCACGCCUCUGUCCAGGAGACCAGUAUGAGGUGCUCAUGCGCCUGGGCCGCCAGCGCUGGAAGCUGAAGGGCCGAAUUGAGUCUGACGACAGCCAGACCUGGGACGAGGAGGAGAAGGCCUUCAUCCCCACCCUGCACGAGAACUUGGAGAUCAAGGUGACAGAGCUGCGUGGCCUGAGCUCCCUGGCGGUGGGCACCGUGACGUGUGACAUCGCCGACUUCUUCACGACCCGGCCGCAGGUGGUGGUCGUGGACAUCACCGAGCUGGGCACCAUCAAACUGCAGCUGGAGGUGCUGUGGAACCCGUUUGAUACUGAGAGCUUCCUGGUGUCACCCAGCCCCACAAUCAAGUUCUCUGUGGGCAGCAGGAAGGGCUCCUUGUACAACUGGACACCCCCGAGCACCCCCAGCUUCCGGGAGAGGUACUACCUGUCUGUCCUGCAGCAGCCAGCGCAGCAGGCCUUGCUGCUGGGCAGCCCAAGGGCCACGUCCAUCCUCAGCUACCUGUCCGACAGCGACCUGCGGGGCCCUGGCCUGUGCAGCCGGAGUCAGGAGCUGCCUGAGAUGGACUCCUUCAGCUCUGAGGACCCCCGAGACACCGAGACCAGCACGUCAGCCUCCACCUCGGACGUGGGGUUCCUGCCCUUGGCCAUUGGCCCCAACACCUCCCCUGAAGAGGAGGCUCAGGAGGACUCCCCACCCCUGGGCCUCCUGCCAGAGCUGGUCCACCUGUCAGGAGGCGCAUUUGUGGAGCGGCCUGGCUGGAGGGAUUUGGGAGUAGAGAGCCCCAACCUGCCACCGGGCUCCCCACUCCACAGCCAUACGAUGCCGGGCAGCCGGACAGACCACGAUGAAGGAGAAUCCGGGGACAGAGUGGAGGGGCCUGGGGUGACCCUCGAGAGGCCCCUGCAGGAGGUCCUGGAUUUACUGAGGUGCACAGACCCCGCCCAGCCCCGGCUCCAGGAGCUGGAGUACCAGGUGCUCAGCUUCAGGGACCGGCUGAAGCCCCGCGGAGGCCGCCGGGAGCACAGCUCGGCCGAGAGCCUGAUGGAAUGCAUCCUGGAGAGCUUCGCCUUCCUCAACGCCGACUUUGCCCCCCACGAGCUGUCCCUUUUUGGGGGUCCCCAGGGUCCCCGAAAGGACAGGACCCGGCCCCCACCACCAUCACUGAGAGAGUCAUCCCGGGAGCUCACGACUGGUGCCCCCGAGCUGGACACGCUGCUCACGGUCCACCUCCAAGUCUGCAAGGCUCUGCUGCAGAAACUGGCCUCCCCUAAUCUGUCGAGGAUGGUCCGGGAGAGCCUUCUGGAAGAAGCUACACAGCAAAAGCAGGUUCUGGAGACUCUGUCUGUGCUGGAUUUUGAGAAGGUCAGAGAGGCGACGUCUGUGGAAGAGAUCCUUCCGCAGGCUGCACGGAGGAAGGGCUGCCUGAGGCUGUGGAGAGGGUGCACGGAGCCCGGCGGGGUCCUGGCCUGCCCCGCCCCCACGCUCCUGAACCAGCUCAAGAAGACGUUCCUGCACAGAGUCCGGGGCAAGUACCCGGGACAACUGGAAAUAGCGUGCCGCAGGCUCCUGGAGCAGGUGGUCAGCUGCAGUGGGCUGCUCCCCGGAGCUGGCCUCCCUGAGGAGCAGACUGUCACCUGGUUCCAGUUUCACAGUUACCUGCAGAGGCAGAGCGUCUCGGACCUGGAGAAGCACUUUGCCCAGCUCACCAAGGAAGUAACCCUCGUGGAGGAGCUGCAGUGCACGGGGCAGGCCAAGGCCGUCCGGAAGCUGCAGGGGAAGCGGCUGGGCCAGCUCCAGCCCCUGCCCCAGACCUUAAGGGCCUGGGCCCUGCUCCAGCUGGACGGGCCUCCCAAGGUGUGCAGGGCGGCCAGCGCGUCUCUGGCCAGCGCAGCCAAGAACAAGAGCUUUCGGGAAAAGGCUUUGCUUUUCUACACCAACGCCCUGACCGAGAAUGAUGCGAAACUCCAGCAAGCUGCAUGCGUGGCUCUGAAACAGCUCCGGGGCAUCGAAAGCAUUGACCAGAUUGCUGGCCUGUGCCAAUCUGACCUGGAGGCUGUGCGAGCGGCAGCCCGGGAAGCCACUCUGUCAUUCGGUGAAAAAGGACGCUUCGCUUUUGAGAAAAUGGACAAACUUUGCUCAGAACAAAGAGAAGCCUUUUUCCAGGAGGCAGAUGUUGAAAUCACAAUAUUUUAAAAAAACCCUCAGCGGAUGAGCUCAAAUCUGGCAUCUUUGUUUUUGCUGCUGCCCAGUCCUGACAUGGGCCGAGCUGAGGAUGGAGUGCGCCCCUGAAGGAUGAGCUGUCCAGAGUUGCUCCGAGUCUCAGAUCAGUUAUAAAGCCCCAGGGAGCAAGUGGGACUUUUGUACAGGAGCACAGGGAUGUACAGCACUUCACAGGCCGGCCACUUCAACCAACCGAUCAGCUGUUGGCUUUGAGAAUUUGUUCCCCAGAUGCAGAGCCAGCCAUGCCAUGAAGGAGUUGAGGCCUGGAAUAAAAGGCUCCAAGGUGACCUUGUCUCCUUGCAGUCAGUUGGCUCAGCACCUCUGGCUCAACAAAUGCUGGGACUGCGGAGGCCGGCAGGCCUAUGAGCUUGAUAAGGAGCGUGCAGUGGGUCCAGGCAUUUCCAGUGUACAGAGCCAGGGGUUCUGAUUUAACUCUUAACCUGAGCCGUGGCCCAAAUGCCUGGUGACAGACCGCUGCCCAUGGACCGUCUUUCCACCAUGUUCAAGAGCACAAAGGAAAGCAGAAGCCUCGAGUGUCACGUCAGUAAAAGCAUUCACUGUGACCUCACUAAACAAAGUGAAAUCCAACUUCUGAAGCAAGUCAACUUCGGGCCUGUUAAAUAAAUUGCUUCAGACGCCAUAGUUGGUGUGAAAUUUCACUGAACAGCAUGUUGCUUUAAAGACACAAAGUUAGUUUCCUGUUAAGUCUAAGACUCGAAUGUGUCCUGAGCUGUUGUGUUAAUGAUGUCAAGAUAACCUGGGGUGUACAUGUGGCUAUCAACAACGGCAUCGGAGAAUUCUGUAACUUAAACAUUCUCAUUUGUUCCCUAUAUAUAUUUUGUGUUUUUCGAUUUAACUUAGUAUUUAUUUGAUUUGUUUAUAUGUUGAACUUUCUGAAAUUUCAAUUAAAAAGAACAAUUUUUAUUGGUGUUUCAUUUUACCCGAAAAAAGUAAAUAGUGGUUCUUUUCAAACAUCCCGCUGGGGGAAGCUGCCCUCCUGUCCCCGAGUGCGCUUGCUCCAGCGUGACGCUGUGGAGUGGGCUCUCCCACACAGGCAGGUGUAGGAAAGGCAGUGUCCCCUGAGGAUUCUCUUAAGGCUCCCAGACGCUCUCUCCUACCCAGACACCGUGAGGUAUGGCCUUUGCCUGGCCUUUAGCCCCAUCUGAUUUCUGUUCCAAAGUCACAAAUUUAGUUUUUUCCACACUGGCAUUCCACCUCUUCAUAAAAGCCUGGAUGCCAUUUUUUGGUAUGUGAAACAGACUGAAGUGACCGUGGGUGUGGCACUAUCAUCCUGGCCGCCACAGUGGGUAUUGUGUGGUCACAUGACCAUGACUGUGCUGGUUUCCCACUUUCAGGAUCCUGCCAGGAGGCCAAGCAUAAACAGUUCACUCAGCAGCCAGCCU